AUGCGUGGGGAUGCAAUGUUAGCUGCUGCAAGAAGUAUAGUAUAUGUGUUUUCCAAUUUAGGACGUGAGUAUGGUUUGCUGUUCCACGAUACUUAUUUUGAGCCAGCUCCCGAGGUAACAGAGGCUCUUCGUCGCCUCAACAUGAAAGAGCCGCAUCUUUUUGAUGAACGAAAGUUCAAUCAGUUUUCAAAAGUUUAG
This is a messenger RNA of Strongylus vulgaris, 198 nucleotides long. The record is from the annotation of a GenBank genome assembly. NCBI's taxonomy places the organism in Eukaryota, Metazoa, Nematoda, Chromadorea, Rhabditida, Strongylidae.